This is a messenger RNA of Asterias rubens (European starfish), 3513 nucleotides long. Its product is annotated as kelch-like protein 24. The record is from RefSeq and is a predicted model, not a curated record. Gene Ontology annotation, molecular function: protein binding. The transcript has 4 exons. Lineage: Eukaryota; Metazoa; Echinodermata; Asteroidea; Forcipulatida; Asteriidae. Bases 608 to 3193 code for a protein of 861 amino acids.
CGCUCGCAUCUUGAACUCCAACGAGGGACUUCGAGACAACUUCUCAGGGAACGUAAAUGAAAAGCAGACAUUCGUCGUCUCGACUGUGCCCUGCAAAGAUCUUGAAUUCUUGUAUCUGUAUCAUUAUAAGGAUGUGAACUGCUAGUAUUGAAGUUAACAAUGUUACUUGUUUGUCAAGCAGUAAGUUCGUGUUUCUAAAGGAAACAAUGACAGCAACGGACUAGGAGAAGUCUAUGAUGGGAAGAUGUACGUGUAAAAAGUCAACAUCUUCCCAUAGAGCAAGCCGCUGCGUCACACACACCAAAGAGAAAGCUAUGGUCACACACACUGCAUGAAGAGAGGGAUCCGUGCUGGAAUGUGACUACGGAAUGCCAAUGGAAUCGCAACCCUCCAUGGAGUGACGUAGACUGGCCUGCAUAGCAACAAGUCACGAUCACACCACUGACGAACUUUAAGCUGUACGACGGCAUAGAAGCAGCUAUAAAGAAUCUUGAAAUGAUGUGAAAACAUUUUUCAAGACGUUGACAUUCCCAACGUGCGGACAUCUGGGACUUCUGAUGAGAUUUUAUUUCUUGACACGUCGGUAGAUCUGAAAUCUGAAAUAACUAUGGCAACGGCUUUUGAUGAUGAUAGUUCUUCUAUGAUGGACAUGGAUUUGUGUGCAAACGAAGACGAGGAGAAAACGAUGAAGGAAAUGGAUGACAAAGUUUGUUCUCUUGAAGGAGGUGCGAAAACAGCCGAAGAAACUUCAACCCAGUCUGUGUCUCGUUUCAAUUCACACUGCGAUAGGAGCAGCAUCCCAAGCAUCCUCGUGUCCGGAAUUGAUGAGUCUGAUGACAUGAACACCAAGCGUCCUGAUGAUACUAACACAAUAACUACGUCUGGGGUUGAUGAAACAUGCACGAGCUCUGGGAACGAUCACGACAUCAUUGAAUGGUCAGUUAUCCACCACCCACACUUGGCUGCCGAAUUACUUGCUGUGCUGAGUGCCAUGAGGGAUGCUGGGGAUAUGACGGACGUCAAACUCAAAGCAGGUCCAAGCAUUAGUACCACUGGGACGACAAUUCCAUGCCACAUGGCAGUGGUUUGCGCUGGAAGUCCCCUACUGGCAUCUGCCAUACUUGAAGACUACGGUGACAUCCAUGAGAAUAAACCGAGUUGCAGACAAAUCCUCCACGUGCCGAAAGUGAAACCAGAGUUACUACAGCUGAUCGUUGACUUCAUCUACACGUCCAAACUGCAGAUCACAACACACAACGCCCAGGAGUUACUCCAGUUAUGCUUUAACAAGAUCCCCUUCCUUGGUAAAUCGGUUGGGUUUGCUUGCAGUGAGUUUCUGGUCGGGCAGUUCUCAUCCGAGACCGAGAGUGAGACUUCCUCCACAAGCGCCAUAGCGUCCUCUGGUCUAUCCACGGAAGACGAGACGCAAUCAUGCCAGUCGUCGACGCUCUCAUCGGGCCAGGAAACAUUCUUCCACGAUCACAACUACCCGCUCGAUAUCCUUCACAUGUUAAACGAGCAAAGACACAAAAACAAGUUCACUGAUCUCAUCUUGAAAAUUGAAGGACAACCCUUCCCGUGCCACCGAGCUGUUUUAGUGGCGCUUAGCCCGUAUUUUCGCGCCAUGUUCUCAUCAUCGAUGCGUGAAGUACGAGAAAAGACUGUCACACUGAGUGAUUUGAAAGCUGACAUCGUUUCCCGCCUUCUGGAUUUCAUCUACACGUGCAAACUGCGUAUCAAUGAGGAGACAGCCCAGAUGAUGUUGGAGACCGCCUGUUUUCUUCAGCUCACACCAGCCGUCAGUGCCUGUAGUCAAUUCCUCAAGGAACACAUGGUGACAGAGAACUGUCUUGGGAUCCUCGGCUUCGCCAAGCUCUACAGCUGCUCACAGCUCUACGAAGACGCCAUGGCCUGUGCUCUUCUUAAUUUCAAAGAGGUCAUCACCGACGAGGAGUUCUCAGAAAUCCCCUAUGACAUCCUAGCGGCUUUCAUCAUGGAUGACAGACUAAACGUUAAGACCGAGGAGACCGUCUUCGAGGCGGUCAUGCAGUGGGCGAGAGUCGACAUUGAACACCGGGUAGCCAAGUUGCCUCGCGUCCUAGCCCACGUUCGGCUACCCCUAAUCGACCCAGUAUACUUCAGAGACUUUGUGGAGACGGAACCACUUCUGACGGGGUGUCAACAAUGUUGGGAACUUGUCACCACGGCGAAGAGAUUGAGGGCGCUGUCUGGUAGAGGGCAGCAUAUCAAUGAUCCCAAUUUGAAACUACGCUUUUCUAUGACGACUCAGGUAAUAGUUAUCAUAGGUGGCUACGAUGACAACCAGAAGUGGGUCCGUGACGUCAGAUGUUUCAACCCACGCGAUGAGUCUUGGCACGUCCUGGCGCAGUUCCCCGGUCGCAACCAGCGAUUCGCCACUGCCGCCGUGGACAACGACAUCUACGUGAUCGGUGGCCAGGCUGAUCAUGGCGAUAGCAUGUCCGAGACGUUGUCUGACGUCUGGCGCUACGACUCCAUCACAGACACGUGGAGUAAAGUUGCAGGCAUGAACAAACCACGUCACGGGCAUGGUAUCGCCGUCGUGGACGGGAAGAUCUACGUGGUGGGCGGGAAGGUCGGCUGGGCGAAGAAGUUCAACGACAUCGAGAGGUACGAUCCAGCAUCCAACAUCUGGGCCUGCGUGACGCGGGUCAAGGGAAGCUAUCUAGAGAAACCUGUUGCAACAUCCCAUGAAGGGAAGCUAUACGUCAAUGGGUAUUUCUUUCGGGAUCCGGAUAUCAUUCACUGCUACGAUCCAUAUGAUAACUCAUGGACUCCUAUGUACAGCUUUCAGCGUGUACAUGGUGAUGCAAUCGAGACAGCCGUGGUGCUAGACGAGUACAUCUACUUCUUGGUGUACCGUGGCUACGAUAACUACGUUGUCAUAUUCAACCCGUCGACAUGUGAGAGGGUAAAGGGUGGUUGCAAGAUGCCGGACGGGAAGUAUUUGUACUCGUAUGGAGCAACCGUCUUAGGGGAUAAGAUCUUCGUUGCAGGGGGGAGUAAGCUGGACGCUAGCAUUAAUGUGCCUUACAUACAAUGUUAUGACCCGGCGCUUGAUGUGUGGGGCGUGGUGGCGACGAUGCCACACCCACUUUCUGAACAUGGGUGUGUCACUAUCGAGAAAUACAUGCCGCCUUCAAACUCAACUUAAGACUUUGGCGCCAUCAUGCGGUGAAGUAUUAAAGCGUUUUUUUAUAUAUUAUUUUCUCCCCGAUGUUAGCUCACUGUUAACUUUACUCGAUAUUACAAGGUACUGUUUGUCAGACUACAAACGCCAUAAACGCCAUGAGAAUAAAAUAAAAUAAACACCGUGUUCAAAUUGUAUGGCCAUGCUGCAAAGUUUCUAUAAUAGUGCCUUGUAUAUUCGCUGGAAUGACUUUCUAUAAAGACUGUUGAAGAGUUUCAACAUUAAAGGAUUUAGGUACUUUUUGUAACACAAAACACAAUGUCCACAGAUUUAUAUUAAACUUA